Molecule: messenger RNA, 2217 nt
Organism: Mollisia scopiformis
Lineage: Eukaryota; Fungi; Ascomycota; Leotiomycetes; Helotiales; Mollisiaceae
Exons: 1
Coding region: 1-2217 (738 amino acids)
Source: RefSeq, a predicted model, not a curated record
AUGGAUCAUUAUGAGCAUACUCCCGAGGAGAUUGAAGCAUCUCCAGUGUCUUUAAGGCGAUCUGAUGGCACUACCGACUUUUUGAAGUACCAUGCAGCUCGUCAACGAGCAUCGCGCCCAUCCGAGAACAGCCUGUCUGUGCCAAUUUCGAGGAGAUCGAAGAGCAACGUGUCCGAGAACAGCCAGAUCUUAUACAUGUCAGCCUCGAAGAGUUCGAAAAGGCGAAGAGGAUUUGAUCGCUCCUUGUCAUCUAUCAGCAAUGGUGGACGCAGAUUCGACGGAUCGGCAGACGAGAAACAGAAUAUUGAAGCCACCGAAGAAAUGGUGUCUCAAAACAUCAUAGACAGAGAGAUCUUUGAAUGGCAAUACGUCUGUCAAUCGGGCAGGCCAUACUGGUGGUCACCCGAAUCGAAGUACGCACGCUUGAAGAAGCUCCAGCACAAAGUCGCGAGCGAGUACGAGCCUCAAAUUGGAACGCCGGGUGUCGAUACUGCUUCGAAGUCACAGUAUGCUGCGUGUCGUAGGACAGUUUCCGACAGCUACUUAGCAGAUUCCGGUAAUAUCCACGACCUCGCUCACCUCAUUGCUGUGCAACUGCUUGGGGCUUGUUUCACUCUUCCUCCCGACUCGAUUACUGCCGUCACCCCUCAAUAUAUCAGAGAUGAAGAUGGGAUUGCAAUGGUCAGAGACCCUCGAUUGAUCAGUUCCUUGCGAAUGCACACCCAUUUUCGUUAUUCUCCAUCCUUCGGGCACCAAGCUCGAAAUACUUCCCCAAUACAAGUGUGGCCGGGAAGGUUUGAUGGGCCAAAGUCAGGAUCCUCACCUACUCGAAGCAACACCGGGUGCUCCACUCCUAACAUUGGCACCUCAAGUCCUUGCUCUCGUCGACCAAGAAUGCACAAAACCUUACACAAUACGGAGGGUUCUGGGAACAGAGACGAGGAUGAGGAUUAUAUCAGGACCUGCUGCGACAACAACGAGCUGGAUCCUACAGUUGGGGCGUGCGCUUGGUACCGAAGGCAGGGAGUUGAUGAUCCAGGCCAUCGAUCAUUCACACUGCCUCGCAUGCCUAGUGCUUCUAAUACACGCCGACCAACUCACACACCCGAAGGCUCAAAGGAAGAAGCGAGUCCAUCACGUGUGUUGGGAGUUGGUACACCGAAAACGAAUUACCACCUCCAACCCGUGCUUCGAUCUGAAUCACAUCACGUUUUCAUACAGCCUGUUCGAGAGCUUGUGGUGAAGAGAUGGAGAAAGUUUCGAAGACGAUUGAGCGGCAGUUUGCAUUCAUCGCUCCCAACAAGAACAUCUGAAGAUGCGGCAUCUGCUUCAGAGUCAAGCGCGAGUGAGGAUUCAAGUCAAGUGAUGAGCAGUGAUGCCAAAGCAAGACGGUUAAGAGCCCAGGAACGUGGCGAUAUCCACAGUUCAAGUAUGGACAGCACUCCACAUUACAAUACGCCCAAGAGUGGUCACCUAUCUCCAAGUAAUAACGACCCUGCACGUUCCCACUGGACCGAUUCUCAGAGUACGACUCCGAACUUUCGACUUGCGGAUCCCCUCGCUGCUGCAGCUUCACUGGUCGCUGCAGAGCUGAUGCAAUCACGUUCAUCUGGCAAAUCAACACCAUCCAGGCCAGCUUCUGGUGCUAUAUCAAAUGGCAUAUCGUCUCGAGAAUGUCAGAACUCAACUGCUUCCUCAGCACUAGCUACACGCGGCUCCAGCCCGACAAGACCGGAACUCUUGUCUGUUCCGUCGUCUUCACAGCCAAACACAACAUCUUCAGCAUAUUCAUUCUCUUCCCACAAGUCGAUGAGAAGGUCUCGCAGGAGGAGUAUGCUUUCAGAAGUGUGCACGCCAGAAGACUUGCAGAAUCCGGAACGUGCAGAAAGGAGUAAAGCACCAUUCGAAAGAAGCGCCCUCAGUGCUAUGGGCAGUAGGCUUGCAAGCCCGAUGGAGGAGAUGACGUUGGAUUGGCCACUCGGCGGAAGGAAGAUCCAAGGAUCUCUGACUAGCCCUGGCCCAUCUGUUUUGCCCACACUAGCAGAGUUGAAAGCUUUCAGUGCGCAAGAAAGACCAAGGAUAUCUCGGACAAGCACCAGCGGGACUCAGAUCUUCACUCCAACGGAGGAAGGAGUCGAGAUCGAUGGGUUGCCUGCAGGACCACCGCGAGACAGCUGGGUAGGAAGAAGAGGCAGGAGGGAACGAACUUAUUUGUAG